CAGAGCUCAGAGUACUAAGUUAAAUGUUCUCUUUUCUGUUGCUGUUGUUCAAUUAAAGUAUGUUUUAAGAUCAUUUGAGGUGAGAACCUUAUACAUUUAAGCAUCACCACAUGGCCCAUUCACAGAUUUAAUGCGUAAUUUAAAAGAAAAUGUGACGAACUUGAGAGGACCGCGGCAACCAGCGGAGCUCCGAAGCUGACGGCAGCUAGUCAGUCCUAAUCCUCUUCUGUCAGCGCCCCCUGUGGAGCAAAAAUAAUGUUAGGACAGUCUGCUCUUCUUUAUAAAUUUGAAGUGAAAGGACUUGAUUUCUCCAUCAAAUCCUCACAAAUCCCUCUGCAGCAAUCACUCCUUUGUUUAGCCUCUUAUCUCUAAGUGAAGUGCCCAGAUUACAUCUGCAUUUUUUCCCUUUCUUUUUUCCUCUCCGGAUUUUUUCCCAUGUUCAGCAAGUUUUGAGCAACUGACGCCCAUUUCCAAAUGAACAAAACGAGAGCCUGAAGAGGAAAACCAGCAAACAUCAUCAUCAUCAUCUUCCCAAGUUUUAGAAUUACUCUGAAAUUCAAAAGCAUCUCUUCCCUCCAAGAUGGGCAUGGACUGCUUUCACUCCAACACAUCAGCAGCACCAAACCAAACAUUUGCUCCAGGAAAGCUGAGCUCAUUGAGCAUUUUUACCAUCUCCCUCCAUGGAAUUGUGUCUACUAUAGGCAUCAUAGAAAACCUGAUCAUCCUGGUAGUGGUGGGCUUUCGUGUCAAACGCUCCAUCAUCAGCAUCUGGAUCCUGAACCUAGCAAUGUCAGACAUGCUGGCCACAUCCUCACUGCCAGUCUUUACGGCCUACUUUGCUCGAGGUAACACCUGGACUUUGGGCUCUACCUUCUGUCGCAUCCAUUCCGCCGUCUUUUUCCUCAACAUGUUCGUCAGCGGCUUUCUUCUGGCAGCCAUUUCUCUGGACCGCUGCCUGGUGGUAGUACAACCUGUGUGGGCUCAGAACUACCGAAGCAUACAGCUUGUGUGGAAGAUUUGUUGUCUGAUUUGGGCCUUCGCUGUUAUCUGCUGCAUCCCCUUUUACAUGUUCCGUGAUGCUAUUCCCCUUCCAAGCGGCAAGAUUUUGUGCUACUACAGAUACUCGCUGUAUCUCCCUAGCCGACCCUAUGAUUUGGAAGCCCUAUGUCGGCAACGCAAAGAAGGUUUGGCUUUUAUGAAACUCUUUUUUGCUUUCCUGAUCCCUCUUGCAGUUAUCAUUCUCAGCUACAUAUUUGUGAAUUUAAGUUUAGCACGAAGAGGCUGUCGGAGGCCUUUUCGAUUUGUUCGACUCGUCAUUGCAGUAGUGGUGACCUUUAUCAUCUGCUGGGCACCAUACCAUAUUUUCAUCAUCAUAGAGGUGAUGGCUACCAGCGGAAGUCCUGCACAGAAAUUGGCGACUAAAAGUCUUCCAAUUUCAGCAACGAUUGGGUUUCUCAACAGUGUCCUCAAUCCUGUCCUGUAUGUCUUCAGCUGUCCUGACCUGUGUCGUAAAAUCAGGCAUUCCUUGGGGGAAGUCAUGGAGAGCGUUCUAGCUGAGGAUCUGGCUGAAUUGGCUCGGCGACGCAGCACAGCUCGCAGCACCAUAAGCAACUAUGAAUUACCCAAGAAGGUGAAAUACUCAAUUCCGAAUGAAAAAGCAGAUGAUUUGGACGAGAAUGACAGUCUCACCAACUCGGCUGAGAUCACCAGUGUGGUUAAAGAUGAAAAGUAGGCUCUGGUCUUUAACCAGCCAGAGAAACCACUCAGCUCUGUACAGUUUGCUUUUUUUUAAUCACCUUUAAAAGCUGAUGCUUCCCCUGCUUUACUGCCCCUUUUUAUUCGGUUUUUUUUUUUCUGCUUUGAGGAAACAAUCAGCAUUAAUUCAGUUUAGUUAUUUAGUGCCAAUUCACAACACAAGUCAUCUGAAGGCGCUUUGUAGAGACAAUACAGUCAGAUUGAUUAAAAGUUCUGCCAAAGAAAAAACAGUUGAUUGCAUCAAGUCAUUGACUUGCAAGACAUGCUCCUCCUGGAUGAGCUCCACAUUCAAGCCCUUGUGACACAGAAAUCCCUGCAAUCAAGGGGAUGGGUCAAAUGCAGAGAACAAAUUUCCCCAUCAUGGAACAAUAAAGGGAUUUACAUAAAUGUUUUAGGUGAGAGUUUCUGCAGAGUUUUAACGUUUUUAAUUUUUUCUAUACUUUUUUUAAUGUGUUUUAUAUGUUGUAACUCAUAUGCUGAUGUUCUUUUGGCCAGGUUUAUCUUGAAAAAUAGAUAAUAGAUCACAGAGGGACUAACCUUGUUAAAUAAAGCUAAAUACAUGAAGAAAAAAAACGAGACAGAAGCAGACAUAAGUGAUCAAGUGUCGGAUAAUUACACUUCUUGGUAUUUUGAAAGAAGUUCCAACUUACUGCUAAGAACAAGGUUUCAAAAGUAGGACUUCACUUCUAGGUUUCAUAUUCUUUGUGUUUUUUUUUCAUCACAUAUUACAGAAAAGCACAGCAGUGUACAAAAAAAACAAAUUCAAUCUGUCAGAGUUGUUCAUGUGCUGUCAAAGAAAACUUUUUUUAAACGGCAGUUCUUCGAAGUUUUUAAAAUUUUGCUUUGCUUUUUUUUUUUUUUACCUAUCUUAUCCAAAGUUAUUGCAAUUUCUUUAAAAUGAUUGUUAGACCCCUGAUCUCUGAAUCACACAGCAGAUAAAAAGUCUCUGAAGCUGAAGACUUGGUUUGGCAAAUAGCAAACACACUCAUUUUAAACAGGAUGUCUAGACCCAUUGAAAACCGGAGUCCAAAUCUGUACUUGUUUAUCAUUAUGAGCAUAAAAAUGAGCCUAGAGGUACAUGUUACCUUCCUUUAUUUGGGUUUUCUGCCUGCAUUGUUCCAUUUUGCAUUAUUCCAUUAAUUCCUAAUUUACAGUAGAAAGGUUGUGUUCCAUAUAAUGUUGAAAAUACUGUGAUGUAUUUAACAGAAAGCUUUUUUAAUUUGCGCCAUGUUUUUAUUUUAUCAAACUUCAUUGUUACUGCUUUAGUUAAGGUUUAUAACCAUCCUUAAUGGCUCCUAUCAAAUAUAAAUAUUCUUUAGUGAAUAUUCUUUUUUUCAAUAUUCUUUAGUGAAUAAUAAAAAAAAAAAGGAAAAAAAAGAUUUGUUCAAACUUAAUUGCGCCUUUAAUUGUGUUUUUGGUUGCUGGACAACUUCACCAUUGGAAAGGUGUAGUUGUCUACAUGAAUGCACUGAAACCUUUCACUCUCCUACUUAAAGAAAGAAAAAAACACAAUUGUAUGAUUUCCUCAUUUUAUUUUGGAUUUUGUGUUUUGUUUAAGUUACAUUUUUUCUUGUUUUUUUUUAAUGUAUACAGUACAGACAGCCACAGGUCAAAGACGCCUAUGUUGUCCCAUCAUACUGUACAUCUUAUCAGUGCCUGAAAGUGCUCAUGCAACCAACCUCCUUUGCAUUUUUUAUUAAGUAUGUUGACCUCCUUGUAAUGAUUUAUAAUGUCAAACUUAUUCUCAUCCAUGGUAUGUUCAUAUUUUUCAUUGUUGCUAAUUACAUUUAUAAAUCUGUAUUAAAAAAAGUGA
This is a messenger RNA of Cyprinodon tularosa, 3568 nucleotides long. Its product is annotated as prostaglandin D2 receptor 2-like. The record is from RefSeq and is a predicted model, not a curated record. Gene Ontology annotation, molecular function: complement receptor activity; G protein-coupled receptor activity. NCBI's taxonomy places the organism in Eukaryota, Metazoa, Chordata, Actinopteri, Cyprinodontiformes, Cyprinodontidae. The coding region runs from base 581 to 1732 and encodes 383 amino acids. Gene Ontology annotation, cellular component: plasma membrane. The transcript has 3 exons. Gene Ontology annotation, biological process: complement receptor mediated signaling pathway; inflammatory response; positive regulation of cytosolic calcium ion concentration.